This is a messenger RNA of Durusdinium trenchii, 1547 nucleotides long. Lineage: Eukaryota; Dinophyceae; Suessiales; Symbiodiniaceae. The record is from the annotation of a GenBank genome assembly.
AGAAAACGCCGCUCAAAAACACUCCGCCUCUGGAGCCCAGAGUCUCGUGCCUCGUGCCAUGUCACUCGAACCGCGAUCGCUGACCUCCGCGUCCGCCGGUUGGCCCCUUCCGCGGGCGACGGUGAGAAGGGCUGCGGCUCCAACUGUCAAGAUGGGGAGAAGUGAAGGAAAUGCACUGGUGAUGGCCUUUGUAGUGGCGAUUCCCUGCGCCUACCGCUACACCAAGCGGCGACUCACACGUAGCGUGCGGCGUGCUGGGCCGCAGAACCUCUACCAGCUGCUGAAGCUGUCCCCCUUGGAGGUGGCUGGUGCAAGCACAGAUAGCCUGAAGCAGAGGCAGAGAGCCAUUCUCCGCAUUUGCCAUCCGGACAUCGCGGGCGCGGGCGGCGCCGCGCUGACCUCCGUGCUCGCCGAGGCGGUGGCGUUGCUGGGCUCGACGGCCGGACGCAUUGAAUACGAAGCAAGACUGCAAGGCAACUCCUUGCAAUCGCCCUCCGAGCCCAUUGAAGUGAUGUGGCCAUCGUUGCACAAGAUCAACUUCUCCGGGAACCAGUGGAACAAGGUGGCCGAGGAGGAGAGGGGCCUGCAUCACGCCGCUCAAGAGCACCUCUUUGUCGACGAAGUGGCGUGCACCAAUUGCAUGAUCUGCGUGGAUGCUGCGCCAAAUACCUUCGAGAUUGUGGAGUACCCAGGUGGGGAUGACAACUACGGUGCUGGCAAAUGCGCGCGCGUCCAUACCCAGUGGGGCGAUGGUGAGGAGUUGUUGAUGGAGGCCACAGAGUACUGCCCACGAGGCUGUAUCCACUGGGUGGCACCAGAGGCUGUCCGCACUUUGGAAUAUGUAAGCCAAGCAGAAGAGUUCCAACCCUUCCUUGGCAACAAGCGCAAGAAUCGCGGCUUCCGAUCAGGACAAACAAAUUUCGAUCCCAUCAAGGGCUUUCAAGUCUGGUGGCCGCUUGAGGAAGGAAUGGCCAUGAUCGAGUCAGGUAACAUUUGCCCCAGCGACGGAGCUGGGCGUGUGACCGUUUCGGGCGAAGAUUCCAGCUUGCUGGCUGCUUGGGAUGAAUUACCUGAAGAAACACGGAUCCAGAUCCUGGAGCUGUGCUGGGAGGAUUCCGCCGAAGAAUAAGCGGACCUGCACCGGAGUGGUUUGAGGGUCCUCGGCAGCUGGAGGUGGAGUGGUCUAAGGGUCCCAAAACUGGUCCCAAAUGACAGCUCAGUUCAUUCUUGAAGGCAUCGAAUAGGUUGCUCAUGUUUUCGCCGUGUGCUUCGAUUGUUGGAUACAUUUUGAUGAUCAAUUGGUUUGGUUUGGAUAUCCCUACCGUGUCGAAGGGACAGUGUGGCCGUGUAGCUGUGACGAGUUUUCCACUGCUUGGCAUGGCAAUCGCAACAAUCGCGAUGCCAGCCGACCGCGGUGCCAACCGCGUGCCUCUGGAAGUACCCAGGGGAAGUGUUUAAGGUGAUGAACUGCGAAGUCCCGGGCCUCAAAGCACGUGCCCAUGCAGAGACUGAGGUCCCUGCAUUGUUUCACAUCGAGACGUGUUCCC